AUGCUGAGCUGGCCAAUACCAGAUGACAUUCUGCUCGGACAUCUCACAUCAGUCGAUCCAACACUGGUACCCAAUCUGCGCACGAGUCUCUUGCUCUUCACCUCGUACUACAACGUGAUGGACAACAUUGGCUACCAGCGCUCUCCCUUCCUAUCCAACAAUCUCAAGCUGCUCUUUCAUCAUAGCGUGGACGUUUGCCAUGCAUUGCUGAGGUAUCUCGAACCGAUACUGAUCGAUGCGCUCGUCCCCUACUUGAUGAGGUACAACGAGAUAGCAAUUGAGUGCAACAUAUCGAAUGUGCGCUUCAGGUGGCAGACAGAGCAUGUGGACAUCAAGGUCGAGCAGUUCAACCAGAUGCUGCUGCGAAUCAGAUGUGUACUGAUGCGCAAGGAGUUUGACAACCCGAGGAUGUACGCCGUCGACCAUCUCUCGACUGCCAUCGACGCCAUGUCGUUGCAUCAUCGCUGA
This is a messenger RNA of Acytostelium subglobosum LB1, 468 nucleotides long. RefSeq lists its product as hypothetical. The record is from RefSeq and is a predicted model, not a curated record. Lineage: Eukaryota; Evosea; Eumycetozoa; Acytosteliales; Acytosteliaceae. The coding region runs from base 1 to 468 and encodes 155 amino acids. The transcript has 2 exons.